Drosophila guanche is the source of this 2325-nucleotide messenger RNA. Its product is annotated as prolyl 4-hydroxylase subunit alpha-2. NCBI's taxonomy places the organism in Eukaryota, Metazoa, Arthropoda, Insecta, Diptera, Drosophilidae. The record is from RefSeq and is a predicted model, not a curated record. Gene Ontology annotation, cellular component: endoplasmic reticulum. Gene Ontology annotation, molecular function: protein binding; procollagen-proline 4-dioxygenase activity; L-ascorbic acid binding. The transcript is spliced from 11 exons. Bases 25 to 2214 code for a protein of 729 amino acids.
UAAAGUGCUUUUACCUAGUUGGACAUGUUGCUUGUACUAUUGUUUUAUAUCUGCGCAUGUUCUGCGGAUCAGGAGUAUGACUAUAGUUCGGCUGUCGAUUCCCUGCUGGAACUGAUACCGUUACAGCGCUACCAUUACGGGAAUUUGUCUGCAUUUGCGGACAAAGUGGAGGCAAAAUUGAGCACACUUCGGCGUGCACUCUCCGAGAUGCGCCCUGUGCUGCAGGCAGCCGAGACCCAGCAGGAGCUCUUUGUGGGCAAUCCGCUGCGCGCUUAUUCCCUUCUCAGGCAGCUGCACCACGACUGGCCCAAUUGGUUGGAUUUUGUGGAGGAACCUGUUGGCGCGGAGGAGAUUAAGCACUUUCGCUCGCUGGAGCUGAUGCUGCCCAACCAAACGGACAUGGCCAAUGCAGUUAUUGGGCUGGAACAGAUCCGGGAUAUGUAUGGGCAGACGGAGCGAGAUUUGGCCUCUGGGCUGCUUCAUGGAAAGCAGCACAACAUCCAACUGUCAGCCUUGGACUGCUGGAGCCUGGGCAGACACUACUUUCACCGAAAGCGCUAUGUGGAGGCGACUGUUUGGCUGGGGCUGACCACGGAUCGAUUCAAUGUCAGUGAGGAGGAUGUAUACGCCGUUCAGAGCUUCCAUCGUGUAGAGUUGUGUCAACUGCAGGCGGCAUCCCUGAUGCGACAGAAUCGCAACGAGGACGCCUUGGCUGCCAUUAACGCAGCUCUGGAAAUUCUCCCUUGGGACAUGCGCCUGCAGAGCCUGCGUUCACGGCUGCAGAACCGCUGGCUCGUGCGGCCCCGCCUGGAGUUCGCAGAGGAACCGCGGCCGCCAGCCGACGAUGUGCAGCUCUUCCAGGGCAUGCUCAGCCUCGAGCGGGAAUUGCUGCAGAAUCUGCGAGACUAUGCCUUGAAGCUGAGGGAAAAGAUCAGCGUCAUCAAUGGCGCUCUGAGGGAGUACCACGAAGAGAUCGAGGAGGCCAAUGAGGACCCGGAGCUGUAUGUAUCGAAUCCGCUGAAUGCCUUCCGGCUGAUACGCCACAUGCAUCAGGAUUGGAUCAGCUGGCAGGUGUACAUGGAGCAGCAGGUAGGCCCCGAGCAAGUGGCCAAGCUGGAGGGCAUGCUGCCGCAGCUGCCACAGCACCAGGACUUCCAGGAGGCAGCCCAAACGCUGCACAGCCUCACCGAGUUCUACGGUUACGAUCCUUCCAUUUUGGUGGCUCAAAAGGAGCUCGACAGCCAGCUCUAUCUUUCCCCCCUGGACUGCUACCACAUGGGUUUGGAGAUGUAUCAGCAGGAGAACUACCACGAGGCACUCAAGUGGUUUACUGUGGCAGCCGAAAACUUUACCUCGUCGCCCUACAACGAUCUCUACAGCGUGCUGGGCGCGUCACGCUCGCAGGUGUAUCGUAUGCAGGCCAGAACCUACCAGAAACUCAACCGAGAAGAGGUGUACAAUGCCUACCAGAAUGCCAUAAUCCUGGAUGAGUUCAACGUGCAGCUGCUGCAGGAAAUCGGCACCAUAGAGCUGCUCAGCCUGCGCGAUCCCAUGGAGCCCAUUUUGGAGCCGGUGACCACGCCCAGUCCCCUGCAGCAGCAGUGCCGGGAAAGCGUUGUCGAGCUGUCCGCUAUCUGUGCGCACAAUGCGAUGGUGUCCGCCUUCCUGUUGCUGGCCCCGCUCCGCUACGAGGAGGUGCUGCUCUCACCCUACAUUGUGCUCUACCGGGAUGCCGUCUACGAGUCAGAGGUCACACACAUCCGAAACGCAUUCAAUUAUUGUCCUCCGGAAGUCAAGUUCUCGAUGGAUGGUGGAGUCAGCGGCUGCUCUAUCCCGGAUGAGUACAGUCCGGUGAUGCAGCGCCUGCAGGAGCGGGUGCUGGACAUGACGGGCUCCUUCAAUCUCGCGCACAACUUUCAUGUGUUAGAGUAUGCACAGACAGAGCCGUUUCGUCUGUUUCAGCUGUUCAAGGAGUCUCCCAGAUUUUCCGGCCUGAACUUUAACGAGAUCGAGGGUACAGCCAUCGUCUUUCUGAAUGAUGUGGAGGUGGGCGGCGCCAUCACCAUACCACACCAUCCAAUGUUCGUGCAGCCGAGGCAAGGUGACGCCCUGAUCUCGUUCCACGACGGCGACUUUGAGCACACCAUUUGCCCCCAUGUGGUGGGCACUGGAUUGGUCAUGGUGAAGUUUCUCUACGCGGAAACGGAAGAGUGAGCAAAGCGGUUCUCCCAUUACCAAUCUCAUUUCCACUCGACGUGGUCUGGAGCAGAGUCGCAGCCCAAAGACAUUUUACUCUCAUGAAUAAAGUUUGCCGUCACACCCUAA